Molecule: messenger RNA, 6536 nt
Organism: Brassica napus (rape)
Lineage: Eukaryota; Viridiplantae; Streptophyta; Magnoliopsida; Brassicales; Brassicaceae
Product: probable cyclin-dependent serine/threonine-protein kinase DDB_G0292550
Exons: 8
Coding region: 2207-5002 (931 amino acids)
Biological process (GO): positive regulation of DNA-templated transcription
Cellular component (GO): nucleus
Molecular function (GO): DNA-binding transcription factor activity; transcription cis-regulatory region binding
Source: RefSeq, a predicted model, not a curated record
AAAACAAGGUCUUACAUGUUUGCAGGGAAAGUAUGUGUUCUUUCUUCCUCAUAUUACUUUUUCAUUCUUGUUUGGGGGAUUGCAGGACUUCAAAUAUUUCAUUAUGUACACUUUGAAUAAUAUAUAACUCAGUAACCAGGCAUAUCAAGCAGAUAUAUAAUAUAGUUACCUAUAUAUACAAUUACCCAACAUAAGUUAUAAUCUAAAUAAUUUUCUUCUCAAAAUGUAGUUUAUUCGAAUCUAUCGACUGGUUUGAAACAAAAAUAUUAUUUAUUUUUAUUAUGUAACAAUUUUGAUAAAUACCUUUGUUCAGCAAAGAAUAAAAAAUUCUUACAAAAACUCGUCCAACUCAAAUACGCAUACAGGUAUGUACAUAUAAUAUAUUCACCCAUGCAUGUAUUUCUCAUAUUUUAAUUGUUUAAUUUGUAGAUACAUCAUUUGGGGAGAUUACAGUAAUGACAGCAAAUGAUUCCUCUGAAGCAGUAUAUCCAGGCUUAGAGGUCAAUGCAGCAACAUUGAUAUUGUAAUCAACGAUUAUGAUAUCCCUGGUUUGAAUGGUUUGCAACUUAAAAAGAAGAUUAAAGAAGAAUUUGGAAAUCUACCUGUUAUUGGUAAGGGUUUUCCAUCCCACUUAUCGAACGUUAAUUAUUAUUUUUUCAUAUCAACAAGUUAUUAUAUAUAUAAUGAUAUUUUUUUAAGAAAAUAGCUGAUAAUUAGAAAUAUAACUUUUUACUGUCCUCAUUGCUUAGUUUUUAACCUUUUACUGAUUUUCUUUGCACGGACUAACAUGUUUGGUUAUAGACUCUGUUUCUUUUCAACCCAUUUUUAAUCAAUUUACGGAAACACACAAAAAUAACGUCUAUUUAAAAUUAGUCAUAUAGACAUCCCUAUAAUAAUAAUAAAAGAAGCAUUGCGCGAUGACAACCAGAGCUUGACAAAUUAUCCGUAAAUUUGAAGCAAAAAGCAAAAUGUGAUAUUCGUAAAAAAUGAAACAAAUCACAAAUAUUAUUUUCUGAAAAGGUGGAUAUCCGAUCCGAUUUAUAUAUUUAUAGAUAUGUAAUGUAAUUGUAUAUACAAACUACUAUUAUAUAUAUAUACAUAUUUUAUGAUAUAAUUUGAUUAGUUUUUAUUUUAAAUUGUUUUUUCAAAUUUCUUUUGUAAAUUGCAUAUCUAAUUUAAUUUUAUAUUGAGUCAAAUGUUAACAUAUGAGUUUUCUUAUUAGGCUUGUUAAUAUUGAAUUUUGCUCACAAUUUAUGUUAAAAAUGUUAAUAUGACAUUAUUAUUUUAUUUAAUUGAUAUUUUUAAAUUUUUUAUUUAAUUUUAAUGUUAUAUAUUAUUUUUUAUUUUUUAUUUUAAAAUAUAUAUAAUUAACGGAUUGAAUCGUAUAAUCCGCAACUAUUUAAAAAAACUCCGGAUAUCAAGAAUUUUUGGAUCAAAACGAAUCACAAAUGUAAAUAUUCAUUUGGGACGGAUCGAAUCAUGAAUAAUGCAAAUUUUUCGGAUAUCCACCCCUUAUCCAGGCCUAAUGACAAGGCAACAAGAUAACCAUUGCUUGUAAUUAUUUUAGGUGAUUAAUAUAAUUGUAUGUCCCUCAAUAGAAAGAGAUGAUAUGAUGUUGACAAAGAAACAAAAGAAAUUUUACUUGUGACUAUUUUUGAGAUAUAUUAUUAAAUUUCAUUGCUCAAAAUUACCUGUAUUUUUUGAUAAAUAUUUUCCAAAUCUUUGCUCAAUAAAAAAUAAUAUAAAUAUAAAGAUAUAUAUAUAUAUAUAUAUUAAAAAUCUAAAAUGAGAAGUAUUCAUUUCCUAUUUAAAAGGGAUCUGUUUUUAGAAAAUAUAUAGGGACUACUAUAAAAUGAGAAAAUAAAUCAAAAUCUUCUUUAUAUGUAUAUAUGUAACACUUAAUGACAGCUAAGGUAAACCAAUACUAUCCUUUUAAAUAUGACAUAUAUAUAUAAUAUAUAUAAACAUAACAAUGCAAUAAGAAAAUCUUGCAAAGAAAAACUAAUUAUCAAAGAUCACAGGUCAGUGUUGAUAAGAAGAAGAAAACAACACUAUAAGCCACUAAUUGAUAUGCAAUAUCUUAAACAUCGUCGUUGAUUUAUUUGUUCUUAAAUUGUUUUUCUUAUAGUCUCAGUUGAUGAUGCUAACAAGCUCCUUUCCGACUUUUGUCUGUGUUUGAUUGAUUUCUACAGUGAUUUCAGCAAACAUGAAAAAUGAAAUUGAGCAAGAAAGUUUAUCCUGUGGAGCACCGUGCUUCGUAAGAAAACCGAUCAAACCAAACGAUCCCAACAACAUGUGGAAGCAUGCUCUAGACCGCAGAAUUAACGAUGGUUCAAUCCAGGACGAUACAGAUGGUUCAAUCCAGGACGAUACAGAUGGUUCAGAGAAAAUCCAGGAGAAAACUUCAAGUAGUGAUCCAUGUGAUGGAGAUUCUUCAUCAAAGAAGACUAAAAGGGUUACGAUCAAAUGGACGUCAGCCCUUGAAAAUGAAUUUUUCAUGGCCAUUGAACACAUUGGCCUUCAUAAGGCCACGCCUAAGAGGAUUUUAAAAUUCAUGGACCAGAAAUCCCUGACGAGAGCACACAUAGCCAGCAAACUACAGAAGUACCGACGAAACUUGAAAAGAGAUGAAGAUCAAAGAAUGAAGGACAGAAUAGCUAUGCACUCAACAUUUUCAUCAGCAGAUGGCUACAUCAACCCACAACACUCUUACAACUACAACACAAGGCUAGGCAACAACAAUCUUUUCAAUGUCCAACCUGGCUAUGGUCUCGGUCAAACUAGCUUCAUGGGGAACAACAAUGCUGGUUUACAUGACUCUCUCAACUGUAUGAACCGUAGACCCACCUAUGAUUUGAGCCAAACCGGAUCCAAGUUGCUUCCCAUGAGAGGCAAUCUUGGGUUUCAAAACGGUAUGCUGCCUGUAAAAGAGGAAUGGAGAAGCAUUCCCGGAACAUCUCAAGCUCCUAGGUUUGGACAAUAUGGUACAACAAGCAAUGCUUUGGGUAUGAACUAUAAUCCUACUACUGGUACUAUGGGCAGUAAUAAUUACGUUGGGAUCAGAGGAGAUGAAAAUGGAGAUUUGGUUGGACUUGGUGGAUUAAGAGUUAAUGGUAAUGGUAAUGGCUCUUUCAGUGGAGCAAGGGUUCAUGGUACUGGUAGUGGCUCUCUUCAAGGAAUGAGCGUUUAUGGUAAUGGUCAUGGGUCGUCUCUUGGUGGAAGAGGAGUUCAUGGUACUGGUAAUGGCUCUCUUGAACGAAUGAGAGUUCCUGGUAAUGGUCAUGGUACUGGUAAUGGCUCUCUAGGUGGAAUAAGAGUUCAUGGUACUGGUAAUGGCUCUCUUGAAAGAAUAAGAGUUCCUGGUAAUGGUCAUGUUACUGGUAAUGGUCAUGGUACUGGUAAUGGCUCUCUUGGUGGAAUAAGAAUCCAUGGUAAUAAUAAUGGAAUAAGAAUUCAUGAUACUAGUAAUGGCUAUGGCUCUUUUGGUGGAGUAAAAGUUCAUGGUACUGGUAAUAGUAAUUUCUCUCCUGAUGGAAUCAUAGUUCAUGGUAAUAGUAACAGUAAUGACUCUCUUGGUGGAAUAAGAGUUCAUGGUACUGACUCUGUUGGUGGGAUAAGAGUUCAUGGUACUGAUGCUGGCUCUGUAGUUGGAGGAAAUGUUCAUGGUACUAGUAAUGGUAAUGGUUCUCUUGGUGUAAAUUUUGGCAUGAACUGUAACUUCAAUAACAACAACAUGAGUAACCAUGGAAGUUCAACUCCAAUGUUUCCUUCUGAAUUGUCAUCGUUCUUUGGUAAUAAGGAUCAGUCACAAAACAACUUGAUUGCUCAAACUGGUGGUGUGAUCCCUGCACUAGAGAAACCCAAAAUGUUUAGUGAUCACCAUGACAUCAACGAGGUUUUUUCUGAUACAAAUAACUCUCAGUUUCAUCAGAAUCAGCAUCAAGGUAACCUGGCUGGUGUAAAUGUUGGCAUGAACUGGAACUUCAAUAACAACAACAUGAGUAACUAUGGAAGUUCAACUCCAACGUUUCCUUCUGCAUUGUCAUCGUCCUUGGGUAAUAAGGAUCAGUCACAAAACAACUUGAUUGCUCAAACUGGUGGUGUGAUCCCUGCACUAGAGAAACCCAAAAUGUUUAGUGAUCACCAUGACAUCAACGAGGUUUUUUCUGAUACAAAUAACUCUCAGUUUCAUCAGAAUCAGCAUCAAGGUAACCUGGCUGGUGUAAAUGUUGGCAUGAACUGGAACUUCAAUAACAACAACAUGAGUAACUAUGGAAGUUCAACUCCAACGUUUCCUUCUGCAUUGUCAUCGUCCUUGGGUAAUAAGGAUCAGUCACAAAACAACUUGAUUGCUCAAACUGGUGGUGUGAUCCCUGCACUAGAGAAACCCAAAAUGUUUAGUGAUCACCAUGACAUCAACGAGGUUUUUUCUGAUACAAAUAACUCUCAGUUUCAUCAGAAUCAGCAUCAAGGUAACCUGGCUGGUGUAAAUGUUGGCAUGAACUGGAACUUCAAUAACAACGACAUGAGUAACCAUGGAAGUUCAACUCCAACGGUUCCUUCUGCAUUGUCAUCGUUCUUUGGUAAUAAGGAUCAGUCACAAAACAACUUGAUUUCUCAAACUGGUGGUGUGAUCCCUGCACUAGAGAAACCCAAAAUGUUUAGUGAUCACCAUGACAUCAACGAGGUUUUUUCUGAUACAAAUAACUCUCAGUUUCAUCAGAAUCAGCAUCAAGGUAACCUGGCUGCUGUAAAUGUUGGCAUGAACUGGAACUCCAAUAACAACAACAUGAGUAACCAUGGAAGUUCAACUCCAAUGUUUUCUUCUGCAUUGUCAUCGUUCUUUGGUAAUAAGGAUCAGUCACAAAACAACUUGGUUUCUCAAACUGGUGGUGUGAUCCCUGCACUAGAGAAACCAAAAAUAUUUAGUGAUCACCAUGACAUCAACGAGGUUUUUUCUGAUACAAAUAACUCUCAGUUUCAUCAGAAUCAGGUAGAAUGAUUAAUAACUGAUCAUAUGAUUUUAGCUUUCCUUUUACUUAUCUUAAGGCAAUGUUUUGAUUCAUAUAUAUAUAUAUAUAUAUAUAUAUAUAUAUAUGUGCAUGAUUUUGAGCAGCAUCAAGGUAACCUGACUGGUGUAAAUGUUGAGGCGCCUACUGCUUAUCCUCUUGAAGACAUUAGCAGUUGGAGUUUCAAUGACGUAAGUCAUAUUUAUGUUACUCUCUUUUUUUGUUUAUAUUUUAUUUACUUUUUAUCUUUUUCUUAUUUUUUACCUUAACUUUAUUUACCUUUCGGUUGUGUGUAUGUGCAUCUAUAUGAUUGAACAUUUACUAACCAUAUAGAACAAUGAAUUAUUUGUUUUAAGGGUACCAAUAAUGAAGAGAUGUUGGACACUCUCGUUGCUAAUCUGGAGAUGUAUUUGCCUACUCAGGACAUGAACAUUACAAAUCAAGUAAACCUGGUUUAUAUCACUACGAGAUCCUUUUGUGUAUGUGUGUCUAUUAUGGAUUGAACGUUUCUUAACAAUAUACACACAAUGAAUGAUUUGAUUGAAGGGUAAUAAUCAUGAAGAAAUGUUUAACUCUCUUGCUGCUAAUCCGGAGAUGCACUUUCCUACUCAGGACAUGAACAUUACAAAUCAGGCAAGUCUUGUUUCUAUUGCUGAAAGAUUCUUUUUGACCUUAGAUUGCUUUCAUGUAAAAAGACGUGACAAAUCAUUGAUAUUUGAAAACUGAUUGCAUAGGAACAUGGUAGUUUUGACCUAAUUAUUUUGAUAGUCUUACUCGAACUUUACACUCUGCAAGAAAAACACGUUAUAUUUGUGAAAAUAUUGUGACGAAAUGUAUUUUUCCAGUUUUCCAUUUAUACACGUCUUUAUCUAUUAUAUUAUAUUAAAUUUACGAAAUGUUAUAUUUGAAUUACAGUACACCCAACUUCUUAUAUCAAAUUUAUUUACUGUUGUGUGUUUGUAUAUUUUAUAGGAUUGUGACGAUGAAGACUUCAUGGACUAUUUGAUCGAUCCUGACAUGAAUUGAAAAAGCUCUUUCAGUUUCGCUGACUUGAAAAUUUACAUUAAGCAUUUAUAAACAAGUUCGGCCUGGUGCUUUCAAUGCUGGGACUAUUUGGUUAUUUAUUUUAUUCAAAACUGGGACUAUUUGGUUAUUUAUUUUAUAUGUUUAAUUGGUUGUAUUGAAGAACUAUGAAUAUUUCAUAUAUAACUUUCCUAUAAAAAUAUUUGUUUUUAUGAAGCUUAGUGCUAAACAAGUCUUCCAUAUUUUUUUCUCAACAAUAUACAUUAUGCGUUUUGAACUCGGGCCGGGUAAUGAAACAUCUUUAAUUACAUCAACGAUGCUACCAGCUAAAAGCUAGACUACAUAUCAUGACCAAGUCUUAGAGUUAUUUAGAGAUAGACUUGGGUUAUAUAUUAACUGAAAUAUGAUUGAUUACUAGUAAAUAAAAUUUCUGUUAUAUUGCAAUGUAUUAUAGUUUAUUAUAACGACUGUUUGGAAGUUUAUGGUUUGUUUCAACGGUUUGUC